Molecule: messenger RNA, 543 nt
Organism: Aricia agestis (brown argus)
Lineage: Eukaryota; Metazoa; Arthropoda; Insecta; Lepidoptera; Lycaenidae
Gene: Trx2
Product: thioredoxin-2
Exons: 3
Coding region: 134-454 (106 amino acids)
Molecular function (GO): protein-disulfide reductase activity
Source: RefSeq, a predicted model, not a curated record
AUUUGACAAGAGACAACUGUCAUUUUCCUGCUUCAAUCGCAAAAAUUUCAACACAUUUUCUGUGUGAAAUAAUUGUAUUCCGCCGCGUUUUCUUCCGGAGUUAGUCGGUGGUACUUGUAAUACAUUCAGCACAAUGGCAAUCCACAUCAAGGACUCCGAUGACCUGAAGACCCGUCUCACCGAGGCCGGAGACAAGCUCGUGGUGAUCGACUUCAUGGCCACCUGGUGUGGACCCUGCAAGAUGAUCGGGCCCAAACUGGAGGAGCUGGCUGCGGAGAUGGCUGACAGUCUGGUCGUGCUCAAGGUUGACGUGGACGAGUGCGAAGACAUCGCGACCGAAUACAACAUCAACGCCAUGCCGACCUUCGUGUUUGUUAAGAACUCCAAAAUGUUGGAGGAAUUCUCCGGAGCCAACAUCGACAAACUCAAAAACACCGUACUCAAGCACAAGUAAAUCUAAGAUGGCGGAUGCGUGAUAGAUGGCGCCAUAGGGCAGAGUAGACAGAACUAAGGAGUACCUCGACAUCAAACAAACGGGCGAAU